CCGCGUGGAGCGAGAGGCGCGCGCGGGCCGUGGGGGCUGGGCCGAGGCGGAUCGCGAGGCGGCGGCGGCGGCGGCGGCGGCGGCAGGAGGCGCCGCGGGACGAGGCAGCGGCCCCCGCCCCCCGAAGUCCGUCCCCGCGCGGGGCUGGGGAGCUCGGGGCGGGGAAGCCGCGGGGCCGCGCCACGUCCCUCGCCCGCCCCAGAGCGGGUUUUGCAGGCGGCUCUAAGCUGGGGGCUUUUGUGUCUGCGACUCGGGAGCGGCGAGAGCGCAGACCUCAUCCUCAGAGGGCGCUGUGAGUGCGCCGCCAGGGUCGGGCCGCCCGCCUCCCGCCUCCCCUGUCAGCGGCUCCUGAGGCGGCGGCGGCGGCGGCGAAGAAGAAGGAGUGGGAGGAGGUGGCGGCGGCGGCGGCGCACUAGUCCUCCGCACACGCCGGCCCCGGGCGGGGGGCCGCCCCCAGGCCGCUCUCCCUCCCGCUCUCCCGCCGCCGCCGCUGAGCCCGGCCGGCCCCAGCACGCCGCCCGGCCGCCCCGAGGCCUCGUCCUCCUCCCAAACUUUGCAAAGUCGGCCCGCGUCCCCACCGCCCUCGACCGCGCCUCGCCUCGGAGGCUCGCCUCGCAGCCGCAGCGGCCCCGCGAGGAGGAGGAGGAGCCGCCGCCGCAGCAUCAAAGAGACCGAAUUCCCGCGGCCUGGGGGGGAGUCAUGCUUUGCGGUCUGUAAUGUCAGCAGAACAGGAGAAGGAUCCCAUUUCGCUGAAGAGAGUUCGAGGUGGUGAUAGCGGACUGGAUGGGUUAGGAGGACCAGGUGUACAACUAGGAAGCCCAGAUAAGAAAAAGCGCAAGACAAAUACCCAGGGGCCUUCUUUUCCUCCAUUGUCUGAGUAUGCUCCACCACCAAAUCCAAACUCUGACCAUCUAGUGGCUGCUAAUCCAUUUGAUGACAACUAUAAUACUAUUUCCUAUAAACCACUACCUUCGUCAAAUCCAUAUCUUGGCCCUGGUUAUCCUGGCUUUGGAGGCUACAGCACAUUCAGAAUGCCACCUCACGUUCCUCCAAGAAUGUCUUCCCCAUACUGUGGUCCUUACUCACUCAGGAAUCAGCCACACCCAUUUCCUCAGAAUCCUUUGGGCAUGGGUUUUAAUCGACCUCAUGCUUUUAAUUUUGGGCCACAUGAUAAUUCGAGUUUUGGAAACCCAUCUUAUAAUAAUGCACUAAGUCAGAAUGUUAACAUGCCUAAUCAACAUUUUAGACAAAAUCCUGCUGAAAACUUCAAUCAGAUUCCUCCACAGAAUGCUAGCCAAAUAUCUAACCCUGACUUGGCAUCUAACUUUGUCCCUGGAAAUAAUUCAAAUUUUAGUUCUCCAUUAGAAUCUAAUCAUUCUUUUAUUCCUCCCCCAAACACUUUUGGGCAAGCAAAAGCACCACCCCCAAAACAAGACUUUAGUCAAGGAGCAACCAAAAACACUAAUCAAAAUUCCUCUGCUCAUCCACCUCACUUAAAUAUGGAUGACACAGUGAAUCAGAGUAAUAUUGAAUUAAAAAAUGUUAAUCGAAACAAUGUCGUAAAUCAAGAGAAUAGCCGUUCGAGUAGCACUGAGGCUACAAACAACAGCCAUGCAAACGGGACACAGAAUAAGCCACGACAACCUAGAGGUGCCGCAGAUACAUGCACCACUGAGAAAAGCAAUAAAGCCUCUCUCCACCCAAGCCGUCAUGGGCAUUCUUCUUCUGACCCAGUGUAUCCUUGUGGAAUUUGUACAAAUGAAGUGAAUGAUGAUCAGGAUGCCAUCUUAUGUGAAGCCUCUUGUCAGAAAUGGUUUCAUCGGAUCUGCACUGGAAUGACUGAAACAGCUUAUGGCCUCCUAACGGCAGAAGCAUCAGCAGUAUGGGGCUGUGAUACCUGUAUGGCUGACAAAGAUGUCCAGUUAAUGCGCACUAGAGAAACUUUUGGUCCCCCUGCAGUGGGCAGUGAUGCUUAAUCACAGGCAUUAACUACAGUGGUUUUUUUCCCCUGUGUAUUACAGAGGUUCAGUGACACAGGAUUUUAAUGUUUUACAUUAUUUUUUUAAAUGCACACACAAAAAAAUUAUUUACCUUUUAGUUUUUAUUAAUACACCACUUCGUUGCUAGUGCAAACUUUGUAUUGUUUUUGUUUGCUAUCUUAAAUAAGAAUAAUGUAUAUGGGGGUGCAUUAGAAAGUAAUAUACAAAUAAAUUUUAGUUUGUAAUCAUGAACAUAAAAGCCUCUUGAAGCUUCAAGAUAAUAUAUAGCAAAUGUAGGCAAGUUUUGACUUUUAAAAGUUAGAAUCAUUGAAAAAUGUAUCAGUUGACCCUUGAACAACACAGGUUUGAACUGCAUGGGCCCACUGAUUUUCAAUAAACACAUGCUAUAGUACUACAUGAUCCACGGUUGAUUAAAUCCCAGGAUGUGGAACCACCGUUUUGGGGGGCUGACUGUAAAGUUGUAUUCAGAUUUUUGACUGUUAGGGGGUCGGCACCCCUAGCCCCCGCGUUGUUCAAGGGUCAAGUGUAUUCCAGUGCUGAACUUUGGCAAUAUCAAAUUAAAUAUUUAGUUCAAAAAAUAUUUGAGGAUCCAUUUAACAUAUUUUCAGAAAGAAUAUAUGUACCUAAAACAUGGAAGAAAGCAUACAUUUUAAUGAGUGUUUUAAAAAAUAAUAGAGUAUGACACCAGAUUCGUCCCAUAUUAGGGUCCUUGAAAUUAGUGACCUUCAUAUUAUCAACUCAGUCUCUCCAGGAUGUCUGUUUGUACAGAUAUGAGACAGAUGUUAGCAUAUAGUAGAUGUUCAAUAAGUAUUUGUUGAUUAACUUGUGGAUUGUGCCACAUGAAAUUGCUAACAUUAGAUCAGUUGAAAAUUGACUACAAUUAGUAGAGUUGUCAUAAAGGAUGUUUUUAGUUGUGCUAUUUAGAAAUAUAACAGUAUUCUCUUCACUCUUCAAUUUGAUUAUUGAGUUGUUUUGUUAUUGUUUUCCAGAGAAAUAAAUAAUACAGUAUCCUCAGAAGAAUUGUGAAUACUUUUCUUAAUAUCAUUUCAAACCAGGGACAUAUUGCAAAUGAGAUAGGUAGAAACAUCAAUUUGGCCUUAGAGGGCUCUGCUGGCAAAAGAGUGGUGGUUUGAAAAAUCUUGUUCUGGAGAUUUGAAAAUUAAAAAUGAGCCUCAGGGGAAUUCAAAAUCCAUUUUAAACAAAGAUCAAUUAAGAGCCAAGAUGAGAGCUUACUCACAGUUCGAGGCCCUUCAGCAGACAGGAGUUUCGGCUGUGACUGGGGAAAAUGUAAAAAUGGGCCUGAGAGUAUUCUCUUGAGAGAUAACAAGAAUGGAGACAGUUGGAGGUGCACUCAUUAAGAUUUGAAACAACAGAAGCCUGUUUUUGGAGCGGAUCAUAAACUGUGACCCAAAAAAAGGAUUCUAUAUGACAAUUGAUAAUAAUUUAUACAAUGGUUGGAUGUUGGUAAAUCUCCCAAACUUGAACCAUCAUUGUGACCAAAAAAGUUCUGAAGACUAUGUGGUGACCUGCAAAAGGGAUAAUUUAAACCUUGGUGAAAUGACAGCAGCAGCAAUAUUGCCAAGAAAUUUAAAUUAUGCAUGAAAAUUUUGAUUAUAGUCCUUUGGUUAAUAAACAUGAACCCACACUUUUACAUGACAGCACUGGUGUCACAUGUCACAAGCCACUAAAGCAAAGUUAAUUGAAUUAUUCAAUUCUGUUGUUUACAGUGUAGUCACCAGAACUUUAUCCAGUGAACUGGUGUAGUUUUCAUCAUUUGGAGAUUUUUCUAAGAAACUUCAUAUUCUCCAAUUGAACAACAGUAAUUGGAGGGUUUGAACAGUUUAUACAGCCUAGCAAAUGAUGAAUUUUAUAAAAAUGAAAUAUUUAAUGUCCUAUUAGAAGAAAACUAUUAAUCCUUGUGAUGUGUAUUUUGAUUGAAUAAAACUUAUUUUUUUAAGUAGUGUUUUAAUUUUGACCUACAGAAACAGCAAUUUCAUAUGGUACAAGGCAAUAUAAGGUUUUCUCCAUUUACCUGUGACUAGUUAGAGAUGAGUACAAGAUAUUUUAAAUAUAGUUGUAAUAGAAAUGUCUUUAUAGUUUUAGGAAAUGAAAUGAUAUAAACUCUAAUACUAGGUACUCCUUUGUGUGAAAACUUUACCAGUUGGAGCAGGUUAAAAUGCAGUAGUUUGGGCUGACUCUUGACAUUUGGUAUGUUCAGUAGCAUCUCGAAGAUCACAUUUUGCUUACAUUGUAGUUUUUGUUAAAGAUACAUAAUUUUCUAAAUGUUUAAGGACCUACUUAUGUUGUUUUUGAAAUCCUAGUGAGUGCGGAUUUUUAAGAUAUGAUGCACUGUAUGCUAUAUGCCUAGUUCUAGCAUCAGAUCAUGGUUUGUUUUUUUUUUUAAUGACUGAAUACAGUUAGGUAGGUACUGAGUAGAACCUUCCAAUGUCUUUAGGAGUUAACACUUUACACGGUAGUACUCAAGUUGUGCUCAUUGCUAAAACUGAUUAUGCAGUUUCUAAAGCCCUCUAUUGCUUACACUUUGAUUACUUGUUUUGUGAAAAUGAAAUAACCUCUCCCAAGUUAGUCUAAAAAUACUUGAUUUAUAAUGUGAUUCUUUUAUUUUCCAUUUCCAAGUAGUUGUUUUUAAAAACUUACAAACAAGUGAAUUUUUAUUCUUGUAUUUAGGUCUUAAGAGCACCUUACUUAAAUACGAAUCUGUUAAAUUUACAGAAGAAAAACCCGUGGUUGAUUCUAACAAUGAAUCGUAGGCAAACUACAAUCAUAGCUGAUGAAUGUUUUCAUGUAUUUGAUUUAAUUUUCUUACUAGUUCCACAUUUGUCUCUACAUAACACUGUCAGAAGUUAUCUAGAGGCUUUUUGGUAGGGAAAGUGAUGAACUAUAAGAAUGGCCAGAUACUAAUUUGCCUAACGUGACUCAAAGAAGGCUAUGAUACAAAUCGAUAUGGCUUUCUUAAGACAAGUGACGAGCUGCCCUAAACAUUUAAAAAGUAUUCAGUGAGGGAAACAAAUGCACAGAGGUGGCAUAAUCUUCCAGUAGCAUCGCACCUUUUUUGGUGUAAUCCUUUUCCAUCACUGAAAGGCCUCAUCUCACAUGCACACAUAUACACAAAGACACACAUACAUGCAAUUGAGCAGGAAAUCUUGGGGUUUCUCCUACAUUCUCAAGUUUUGCCAAAGUUCAACCUGGCUGUCAGCAGCUAGGCUCUCUCACCAAGGCUAGGUUACUAGAAAGUUUUAAAGUGUCAGUUCCUUUCUCAGAACUUGCUUUGUUCAUUUCACUAGAGAAUUCCCGAUCCACUUGCUUCUAGAUGCUACUGGACUCCCUAAUGCAGGAACAGCUUAGCUUGCUAGAGAAAAAUAAAUUAUUCUUCAGAUAGAGUGCUUGGAAUUAGAUUUGUGAUCCAUGUUUUCCUUUCGUGUGAAAUACUGUAGCAUACUGCUAUUAUGAUUCUUGUUAUCCAGACUAGAAGAUUAUGUACAUAAAACUGAAGGUUUUCUUGUACUAGUGCUUAUUCUUCAUAGAUGAACACAAUAUAAAGAAAACCAAUUUGUGUGUGUGUGUGUGUGUGUGUGUGUGUGUGUGUGUGUGUUUAGACUCCCAACUCUGCCUAGUGGUAGGAAAAAAACUUCAAUAAUAGGUUACCCUGAAAUCUGCUGACUUUAAUCAUCCAGAUAAAAUAUCAGGAGUUUUCUUCUAAUAUUCUUUUACAUUUGUUUGUCUUGAACAAACUGAGUGCUAGUACUUAUUGUCCAACAUACUAUAGUAAUUGUAUGUAAUAGUAAAAUAUAUAUAUAAGCAAUGAUUUUUAAAGGGAGCUCGAGAGUUUUUGGAUUUCUUUUUUGCAGUGUAUAAAGGUUUCAUAUGCAUGAACAUUUGUGCUAUUUAAGAUUUUUUUAAUUAAAAAAAAGUUUAAUUAAAAGCAUCCAGAUUCCCAAAGUUCAUUUGUAAAUAGUGGUUUAGAACUCUGUAUAAGAUGAUUAGAUCCUUAGGGAAGCUCAUAAAGGCUUAUUUACACCAUCAUGUAGUUAACAACAGUAUUGUAUCAUACUGAGUGCUCAGUCCUCUUUAGGGAAUCAAUCAAUGUAGGAAGGAGAAAGUAGCAGAGGUCUUUCCUUUUUCCUGAUUUGGUUCAGGAAGGUUGAGUUGUUUGGUGUGUUUCCCAGUUGCCCUCUUCCCAUCCUAAACUCUCAAGUGGAAUGCUGUAUAAACCAACUUGCCUUUUGCCUUCCUGGAUGCUCUGUACUUCAAAAUUUCAUAUCUUUCCUCUAAUCAGAAUUCUCAUUUCUUUAUUGGCUGUGGUUGGCUAGAUUUUAAGGGGACAGUCUUUUGCAGCAAGAUUUUAACAAAGAUAAUGAAGUGAGAUUAAAUAUCUCUUUUUUUAAAGACUUUAUUCAGAAUGAAUUUUUAAUAUCUUUGAUUUCAGACAAUAUGACCACAUUUAAGCACCAUGGAAAGCAGUAUUUUUAUCAAAUUGACUGACAGGUUCUUGAGAGUACUUCCCAAUCUCCUUUAGAUUGUGGAGACUUUUAACAAUUUCUUUUCCUCUACUUCUGAACUCAGAGAUUUUCUUCUCAUUUCCAAAUUUUAGCAACUUCCCCCUUUUCUCUAUUCCAUUUAUCCGAUAAAGCAGUAUAGAAGUUAUAUCUGUAAUUUUCCAACUCUUGGUACAGUGAUGGGAGCUUAGAGGCACCCCUGGAGUAAAGGGACUGGGGAUGGGAUUAGUAUCUCCCAAGACAAGUGGUCUAGGGCAAAUAAAGGGAAGAAAGUUUUCAUUGAAGACUUUUAAUGAAACCCAAUGGAUAAGCUUCGUCUUUGUCAUAUUUUGUUGAAACACAUUACUUGUAAUUAUAUUAAAACUUAUUCUAAAUACCUGUACUUUUCUUGUUCUGUAGGUGAUGUAGAUGAUGUUGCUUGUUAGUUAAAAUAUCUUUUAUAAAAGAAAGUCCUGCUUCUUAUCAUGAUGUAUGUGACUUAAAUGACUGUUUCAUAUUAAAACUAUUUCUUCCUUAUGUACUGCUUACAUAUACCUCUUUUUGGGAUAUUAGUUCAGUACUUUUAUACAAAUCUGAGUGUGUUCCACAUUGGUGACAUGUAUUUUUGCAGUAAAUUUUUGUUUUGUUCUUAGAGCAUGUUUAAAGUAACACAUGCGCUAGUGCUGUGAUCUGUGGCAAAAUUACUGUAAUUCAAAUUGGAAAAUAAAAUGUUUCCAGACUUUGUCCAACAUUUAUUCCUAUGGCAAAGGAAAUUACUAUGUAAUACUAAUUAUUUCACAUGCUGGUAUGUUUAAGCUACUCUAUGAAGUAUGUGAGACAUCAAUAUUUAUGGAUUAGUAGAUGGCCUGAUGUCUUUGAAAUGGGAGAGAGGGGUAAAAUUUGGUGUUGGCAAUUCAUAGCACUCAUAAUACAAUAAAUACUUCUUAAAAAUUUGAUCUUCCUCUUACAGUUAUAAUUUACUAAGGAAUUAUCUUAAUUGACAGUGCAUAUUCGAUUUUUUUAGCCCAUACCAUUAAAAUUAUAUAUUAGACUUUGAACUUAUUCUGAUGUCUUCCAACCAAAAAAGAUAUCAUUCACUCCACCAUAACCAAAAUAAGUAGUCAUAUUAAUCUUCAUUUAUUAAUAAACUAUUAAAAUACCAUAAAACUCCUCUAAUUACAAUUUAUAACCACUGAUACAAGACUUGAAUGUUUACUUUGUAUUAUCUGAUGAAAAGAUUUGUUAAUAAAAGUCAUAAUCAAAAUUUUAAAGAAAAAUGUUUAAUCUUGGGAAAAUUUUAAGCUUUUUAGAGGCAUUUAUUUCAGAACAUUAGUUUAAAAGCAUUCUUUUGUCAUUAAACCUUAAGUACCCAAAAGAAGCGUAAUAGAUACUUGGAAAUUUGUAUAUUUGAAAUUACAUGCUUAACAGAAAAAAAAAAGAAUGCUUGUGAGUGCUUAAACUGCAUAUCUUUUAAAAUACUCAAAUUUUUAGACAUCAAUUUAACCUGAAUUAACAAGGUUUUACUAUAUCAGUGAUGUAUAUUACAAGAUUAAUGUCUACCAAUGUUAUGCUAAUGAUCUUUCCAUACAGCAUCAUUUUUGGCAUGGUUGUUGUGGUAUAUUUUGUACAUUUGAUUGUUGGCUGUUGAUAGAAUUGACAUAGCAAUAAAUCUGAUUCAGUUCUUAAACUUUAAAAAAUGCCAGAUACGAUACUGUGUCAUAAUCCCAUUAUACUUUAUUUGAAUGCCCAAUGUUUUCGUGGGUUUCUUUUUUUGUAUUAAAAAUUUAGUUUUACAUGUUAGGGAUUUUUUUUCUGGUAUUUUCAUAUACAGUCUUUUAGAACUGGGUCUGUUUCUAUUUGAAUCAUAGAAAUCGAAAGAAGUAUUCGUAUUAAAUGAUUCAUGAAUUGCUUUGUGGAAAAAUCUGAAUAAAGUAUGAAAUGACUAGGUUA
Messenger RNA from Balaenoptera acutorostrata (minke whale), 8446 nucleotides. It is a transcript of the gene PYGO1, whose product is annotated as pygopus family PHD finger 1. The transcript is spliced from 3 exons. The record is from RefSeq and is a predicted model, not a curated record. Bases 717 to 1976 code for a protein of 419 amino acids. Lineage: Eukaryota; Metazoa; Chordata; Mammalia; Artiodactyla; Balaenopteridae.